AUCAAGUGAGAUGCGGAUUUGUGGUCGAUCGUUGUAUGGUGGCUCUUGCACGAACGAACGAAGGAAUUGUUGAAUAGCGUCGUCGGGAUUACGAUUUCUCGUCGAGGACGCGGCAUAUUUAUGUGUCACCGAGGCUGCCGGCGGACACGAAGCCUUUAAUUAAGUACAAACGGACGCAGCACAAGAAAAUCGAGUAUGAGGCGCAAGAGUGAAAGAAAUAAAGCAAAGGGAUCUCCAGAGAAGAAAAUUGAGAAACCAACGAGGAAGUCAAUGCGUAGACGUAAGAAAUCGCCUUCCACUUCGCCUUCUAAACAAGAUAAUUUUGUCGAAGAUGCGCCUGAAAGCACCGCUCCACUCAAAGAAAUUGAGAAGGAAACAAGCGUACAAACGCGCUUACAAAGUAAAGAAUUGGAACAGACGCCACAUGGGCACGAAGAAAAAGUGUCGUCUACUGAGAAAGACGUGAAGGCAGACUCACCAGAAAAUGAGGAGGAUAAUGGCGGCUCUGUGUGGAAAGUAGCGAGGGCGGAUGCAUCACCUGGCGAGAUACAGAAAUUGAAACUAUGUAGGCAGCGCAACACAUCAGAAGCAUCAUCAGAUACAGCAUCUUCUAGUAGGAAAAGUGUUAAGUCAAGUAGCAAGUGGCAAGAAAGUGGUGAGGGCGUUGCAGAGGAGGCUGACUCGGCGGAUGAGCAACUGGUUUCUUGUACAAGAAUGCUUAGUAGCACUGAACAGCCGAACGAUCCCUCCUCUUCAUACCCAGGUCAGGACUCCAACGAAGAGGUAAGUGAUAGCAAGGAGAUCCUGCCUGAAACCACUUCAGUCAACUUGUUGUCUGACGAUAAACCAAACAUAGAUCAGCAUGGUGAAUCAAAUGAGGCAAAUUGCGCUGCCCAAAUCAUUGAUAGCGAAUCUGGUAGCACGAAACCGGGUAGCACGACAACCGCGCUGACUCCUAGUGCAGACAGCGAUUAUCUUUGCGAGAAGCCAGCUGCUGCUGUCACCGUUCAGGAAGAGAAGUCUGUGGAAGAUAUCAACGAAAAAUCAACAGAAAUAUUCAGUCAUGAGACUAAUGUGGAAAAUGUCCAUAAAGAUACUAGUAGUGAGGAUGAGGAAGAUGAUAAAGCGAAAACUCAUCGUCCAGUAGACUCAUCGUCUGAUUCUAACGAUGAGUCGCGUCCUAAAAGAAGAACAAGUAGCGACCGAACAUCGCCACGUGCGAUUCGCAGAAAACAUCGAAACAAAUAUGGAGAUUCAUCUAAUUCUGAUACACCUGAUUCCGAAGAUGAAACUGUUGAUAGUAAAGUCUCCAAACCUUAUGUCGAGGAGGAGGAAGAGGAAGAGGAUGAGAAACCAACUACAGAGUAUUCACAAGAAAAUGAUAAGGAACGAUCGGUCUCGCCGGAAAGAACAAACUCUCACUCAAACAAUGUAGAGAAAAUGGAGGUUGAGCAGUGUGAAACUGUGCAGGAUAAAUCAGAGGAAAAUACAACUGAAAAAUCGGAACAAACUGCACCAGUCGGUACUCAGACGAUCGCUCAUAAGCCAGUGAAAGUCAACUUGAAGAGAUCAUUUUCAACAAGGAUAUUAUCUGAAAAGAACGAAAUGAAAAGAGACGACACUGAUACAAACGUCGACAAUGAAUCCAAUAGUCAAAAUAAGGAAAACGGCAACGAACAAGAACCUAAAUGUGUGCCAAGGAAACGGCGAUGGGGAACCGCGCUUUCUACAGAUACUGCACCUUCAUUCUCUAUCUCGACAGAUUCACUCAAAGCAUUGGUACCGGGUGCAAAACCAUUAUCUAUCAAUGAAGUUCGUCUCUCGAAAGAUGACGACGAGGAUAAAGAUCGUCAUAGAAGUAAUGACAAACGGCACAAUUCUAAUGACAGUACAAAUGAUAAUAAAAUAACAGACGAAAAUUUACAGAAGAAUGGCACUGCUAAAAAAGGCAAUGGAAAAACAGAUAAUCACAUUGCGACAAGGCGGAAGAUAUCGAUCGUGAAAGAAAUGCCACAUAUAAAAUCACCGAGUCCACCUACGUCUAAACCUACUAAUAUUCUUCUGAUUAAGAAUCUAGUUCGCCCUUUUACAUUAAAUCAGAUUAAGGAACUUCUUUCGCGUACUGGCACUAUUGUGGAGAACGGAUUUUGGAUGGAUCGGAUUAAGUCCAAAUGCAUUGUUGAGUAUUCCAAUGAGGAUCAGGCUUUUGAGACAAGACAGGCACUUCACGGAAUUUCUUGGCCUAUGUCGAAUCCAAAGAAGCUCCAUGUGGAAUAUGCCACAAAGGAGGACAUGGAGGCUGCACGGGAAUCAUCCAAGGAACAACCAGUCGCUCGCAAAGCCGAGCCGCUUUCGUCGGAUCCAUGGCAACAGGAUUGGAGUCGCGACGAAAAGAUCAAUACAACUAAAGUGACUGUAGUGAGAGAAUGGGAUUUAGGUAAAGAGGAUGGCCAACAGCACAUCAGGGAGAAGGAACGUGAGAAAAAGGAACACGACAAAAAGCGACGAGCGAGAAGUCGGAGCCCUGCAUUGGAUGCGCAUUUAUCGGCACCAGCUCGUAAAUUCAAGAAGAAGGAGGAUGAUCCGCCGCCAGCCAAGCUCCUGGAUGAUCUCUUCAGAAAGACGAAGGCGACACCUUGCAUAUAUUGGCUGCCACUUACGAAUGAGCAAAUAGUCGUCAAGGAAGAAAUGCGACGGCAACACAUGGCCGAACACGCGCGCAGAUUAGAAGAGAUGAGACGUGCUGACAGAAAUAGAGAUGGCCGGCGUCGACGUAGUCCGAGAAAAUAGAGAAGAUAAAUGUAUCAUCGGCAACGAUAAACGUCAACAUUUAUCUAUCCUACAGAGAGCCAAUAAUUAGAUCAGACAUGGUGUAGUGAUACUGUGUAUUGCAUCGACCACAACAGGUGAUACUGAUUUAUGAUCUCUACGUCAUAUUAAGAUCAUAUGUGAGAGACAUCUACUCGCAAGUAUCCACAUGAAACAUUUUACAACGUGGGAAGCUCUUUGAAGAAAAUAGACGAGACACAUGUCGAAUGUGAAAUGGACUUGACAUGAUUGACUAAUUUUUGUUUCUUCGUUCUAUUGUUAUUUUCUUUUUUUUACAAAUUAAACAUUGACAAGUUUAUUUGGAUCGAUAUGACGCAAUCUGGUUGGAAAAUAUUGCCGCUCGAACUAUAGAAGAACAUUGUUGUGAAGACGUCUCGAAUAUCGUUUGACGAAUGAAAAAGAAACUGUUUCUGCAUUAAAAAAAAUAUUCUUCUUCAUAGUCUAUUUCGAUCUCAGCGAGCUCAACGACUACCAACCAUUCAAUUUUGAUAGUGGCUACACUUGAAAACAUCGCGUCAGUGUUUUAAUUGUGCGAUAGACUAGCGCAGAACGAAGACAUAUAUGUAAAUAUAACCGAUAUUCCAUAGUGUGACACAUGUAAAAUUAUUAAUAAAUCUUAAACAAAAAAAAGAGAAUAUACUACUAGGAUAUAUAGAAAUA
Messenger RNA from Camponotus floridanus (Florida carpenter ant), 3489 nucleotides. RefSeq names its product apoptotic chromatin condensation inducer in the nucleus (gene Acn). The coding region runs from base 196 to 2790 and encodes 864 amino acids. Lineage: Eukaryota; Metazoa; Arthropoda; Insecta; Hymenoptera; Formicidae. The record is from RefSeq and is a predicted model, not a curated record. Gene Ontology annotation, molecular function: RNA binding. The transcript has 10 exons.